This is a messenger RNA of Macrosiphum euphorbiae (potato aphid), 390 nucleotides long. The record is from the annotation of a GenBank genome assembly. NCBI's taxonomy places the organism in Eukaryota, Metazoa, Arthropoda, Insecta, Hemiptera, Aphididae.
AUGAGCAAGUCUACUGCAGUAGAUUGGAAUAAUUUUAUGAGGGAAGUUUGUGUAUGGAAAAUUUCUCGAGGUGAUUCCAAAAUAGGAGGUGUUGGUUGUAUUGUCGAGAUCGACGAAAGUUUAUUUGUUAGACGCAAAAAUAAUGCUGGUCGAAUACUGCCACAGCAAUGGGUAUUUGGUGGCAUAUGUUGUGAGACAAAUGAGUGUUUCGUCGCAUGUGUACCCGAUUUGUCAGAAAAUACAUUAUUGCCAAUAAUUUGCGAAUGUAUACGAGUUGGAUCGACCAUUAUAUCUGAUUCCUGGCGAGCCUAUAAUAAUAUACAACAAACCGGCCAUUAUAAUAUAUACAUUCCUAGAUUCUUAUUUGUCAGAAUUUAUGUGGCAGAGUAA